Molecule: messenger RNA, 1863 nt
Organism: Eimeria necatrix
Lineage: Eukaryota; Apicomplexa; Conoidasida; Eucoccidiorida; Eimeriidae
Exons: 6
Coding region: 1-1863 (620 amino acids)
Source: RefSeq, a predicted model, not a curated record
AUGACGACUCGGGAAACCGCCUCAUUCGACUCACGCCUGGCAGCCAAGAACUCUUCGACAGAUUUGUGUGACUUCCCGCCGUUGACAAUGGGCGUUUCGCCUCACCCGCUGCUCUCCCCCCUCAGCAGCAGCAGCAACAGCAGCAACAGCAGCAACAGCAGCAGCAGCAGCAGGGGAGACCCCGACAGCAGCAGCAGCAGCAGCAGCAGCAGCAGCACCAGCAGCUAUCCGUUGAGCCUUUUUGCUGCGAAGCCGAACUAUGAGGGGCUGCUGAAGCUGAACUCGACGAGCAGCAUCAAGGACCCCGGCGCUCCGCAGGACGCGGCCGUGCGCCUCAAGAUGCUCAAGUCCAUCGAGCGCCUCUGCAAACUCAACUCCGGCCAGGUCGGGGAUUUGCGCGAGGCCGUGGAGAGGAGCCACACGGAGCUGCUGCAGCAGCUGAAGACAGACGGCACGAAGCAGCGCUCACAGCUGGAGGAAGUUUCUGCUGCUGCGGACGCAGUGGCUGCGGCAGUAAAUGAGGCGAAGCAGCAGCUGCAGCAGCAACUGCAGGACCUGCAGCAGCAGAUGCAGCAGCAGCUGCAGCAGCAGCUGCAGCAGCAGCUGCAGCAGCAGCUGCAGCAGCUGCUGCGAGAACAGCUGCAGCAGCAGAUGCAGCAGCUGCAGGAACAGGCUGCAGCACUUUUGGAGGAAACUACGCGGGAAGCAGCAAAGCAAAUAGAGGCAGCAGCUGCGGAGCGGCUGUCGCUGUCCGCAGCAGCAGCAGCAGCAGCAGCAGCAGCAAAUGCGAGGGGAGAAGAAGCCCUGCAGUCUCUCGCUGCAAGUGUGGGAGCAGCAGCAGCAGCAGCAGCAGCAGCAGCAGCAGCAAGCGACUCCGCGUCUUCCUGCGGGAUAUUCCCCUUCAGCUGCCAGUCGAGCCGCUCGACUUCUGCUGCUGAUCCUUUUCAACUGAGGGAUCCAAUUAGAGAAAACGAAAAAGCAGCAGCAGCAGCAGCAGCAGCAGCAGCAGCAGCAGCAGGAGUGCGGGGAGUGGAGGGGAGCGAGCUGUCUGUGCAGCAGAAGCUGCAGCGGCAGCGCAGCAGCAGCAGCAGCAGCAGCGACACGGAGAGCGACGCGGAGCUGUCGACAGCAGCAACAGCAGCAGCGGCUGCUGCUGCUGCAGCGGCGGCUGCGGACCCAGCGCCAGCAGCAGCAGCAGCAGCAGCAGCAGCAGCAGCAGCAGAUCUCUCGCUGCAGCUGCCCCCAGAAGCCCCUGCUUCUGCAGAACUCCUCGAAACCAUUCUCACCAGCAGAGACAUUUCUCCAGACUUGUCUUGGAUUCAUUCGACGCUGCACGAGUUGAAGAAGGAGGCCAGCAGCAACAGGCAGCUGCUGGGUUGGAUUUGCAGGCACCUCGACCAGCAGCAGCAGCAGCAGCAGCAGCAGCAGCAGCAGCAGCAGCAGCAGCGGCGCGCUGCAGCAGCAGCAGACGCAGAGACCUUCCACAUCUUCACGCCCCUCGUCCUCAGCCGGCAAACCAGCGACGCGUCGCUGUCCGACUCGCCCUCGCCCUCGCCGCCCCGCAGCAGCAGCAGCAGCAGCAGCAGCAGCAGCAGCAGCAGCAAAAGCAGCAGCACGAAGGAAGUGGUGCUUGCGCCCCCGGGCUCCCCUCGCGGAGUCGUGGAGACUGCGAGCAUCAGCAUGGCCAAGAGCCGCGAGAAAUUCACCAGCAGCAGCAGCAGCAGCAGCAGCAGCAACGGCAGCAGCAGCAGCAGCAAGCCGCAGCAGUCCCACUACUUCCCCAAAAUCCACACUGCAGCAGGAGACCAGGACUGGGAACAGUACAUCAGCACUAACAAGGGAGUCAGAAAGGAAGUGGGAUAA